GGUGGUCCUGAAACUUGGCGGAGCCGUGGAGCCGAAUCCCCCCUGACUUGGCUCCCUGCACUGGGCCUGCCAUUGUGUGCGCUGUCAGUGUCGCGGGUUUUGUUUUGGUGUUGCGAAGAUUGUUUUGAGGCCGAAGCCGCUAGGCAGCGCUCCACCUACCGAGCGGCCACCGAUGUCUGCUGCUAGUCGGUGUGCUGGUAACCGGGGUGCGCUCAGGGAUUCGUCCCGCGUGCCGCCCAGAGAAGCCCGUCCACCUGAAGUUACCCUGGACCCAAAAGUAGACUGCACGGCCCCUUCGCAAGUCGAAGCUCGAGCACGGGUGGACCCUUGGUUUGCCCCCUACCACCCUAGCCCCGGGCUGCCAGGGCUUGUCACCUUUAGGUUGACAAGCGCAGACCCAGCAGAAAAUGGGCGGUUUUCCCGUUAGCCGGAGUCUUUCUCAAAGUCCGAGGUAUCGCCUUUCCCAGCAUUGGUUCCCCUGCGCCCCGACGAGCCCCGUGCAGUCUUCCCCUCCUGGGUCAGAUAGAAGCGCUCUGAGUGGAAAAGAUGGUUGGACGCUUCCUUUUCAAUCCAAAUAAACUGAAAGCAUGUUCAAGGCUUAAAAAAAAAAAGUUAUCAAGCUUUUGCUGUUUCACAAAAAACCGAUUGGGAGGUAGCUAUUAAAAGUAUUAAUAAAAAGAACUUGUCAAAAUCACAAAUACUGCUUGGAAAGGAAAUUAAAAUCUUAAAGGAACUUCAGCAUGAAAAUAUUGUAGCACUCUAUGAUGUUCAGGAAUUACCCAACUCUGUCUUUUUGGUGAUGGAGUAUUGCAAUGGUGGAGACCUGGCAGAUUAUUUGCAAGCUAAAGGAACUCUCAGUGAAGAUACUAUCAGAGUGUUUCUGCAUCAGAUUGCAGCUGCCAUGCGAAUCCUGCACAGCAAAGGAAUAAUCCACAGAGAUCUCAAACCACAGAACAUCUUGUUGUCUUAUGCCAAUCGCAGAAAGUCCAGUGUCAGUGGUAUUCGCAUCAAAAUAGCGGAUUUUGGUUUUGCUCGUUACCUGCAUAGUAACAUGAUGGCUGCUACCCUGUGUGGAUCCCCAAUGUACAUGGCUCCUGAGGUUAUCAUGUCUCAACAUUAUGAUGCCAAGGCAGACUUGUGGAGCAUAGGAACAGUGAUAUAUCAAUGCCUCGUAGGAAAGCCACCUUUUCAGGCCAAUAGUCCUCAAGACUUAAGGAUGUUUUAUGAAAAAAACAGGAGCUUAAUGCCUAGUAUUCCCAGAGAAACAUCACCUUAUUUGGCUAAUCUUCUUUUGGGUUUGCUUCAGAGAAACCAAAAAGAUAGAAUGGACUUCGAGACAUUUUUUAGCCAUCCUUUCCUUGAGCAAGUUCCAGUAAAAAAAUCUUGCCCAGUCCCAGUGCCUGUGUAUGCCAGCUCUGUCUCUGCAAGUUCCUGCGGCAGCUCUCCAUCCUGUCGUUUUGCUUCUCCACCAUCCCUUCCAGAUAUGCAGCAUAUUCAGGAAGAAAACUUAUCUUCCCCACCAUUGGGUCCUCCCAACUAUCUACAAGUGUCCAAAGAUUCUGCCAGUACUAGUAGCAAGAACUCUUCUUGUGACACGGAUGACUUUGUUUUGGUUCCACACAACAUCUCGUCAGACCACUCAUGUGAUGUGCCAAUGGGAACUGCGGGCAGACGUGCUUCCCAUGACUUCUUGGUGUGUGGAGGGCAGUGUCAGCCUACCAUGUCACCUCACAGCGAAACAGCCCCAAUUCCAGUUCCUACUCAAAUAAGGAAUUAUCAGCGCAUAGAGCAAAAUCUGACAUCCACUGCCAGCUCAGGCACAAAUCCACAUGGUUCUCCAAGAUCUGCAGUGGUACGAAGGUCCAACACCAGCCCCUUGGGCUUUCUCCGGCUGGGAUCCUGCUCCCCCGUGCCAGCAGACACAGUCCAGACAGGUGGACGAAGACUCUCCACUGGGUCUUCCAGGCCUUAUUCACCUUCCCCUUUGGUUGGUACCAUUCCUGAGCAGUUUAGUCAGUGCUGCUGUGGACAUCCUCAGGGCCAUGAAUCUAGAAGUAGAAACUCUUCAGGAUCUCCAGUGCCGCAGGCUCAGUCACCACAGCCUCUCCUAUUGGGUGCUAGACUGCAGAGCGCCCCCACCCUCACUGACAUCUAUCAGAACAAGCAGAAGCUCAGAAAACAGCAUUCUGACCCAGUGUGCCCAUCCCAUGCCGGGGCUGGGUACAGCUGCUCACCUCAGGCUAGUCGUCCUGGCAGCCUCGGAACCUCUCCCACCAAACACAUGGGAUCCUCUCCACGGAGCUCUGACUGGUUCUUUAGAACUCCAUUACCAACAAUCAUUGGCUCUCCUACUAAGACCACAGCUCCUUUCAAAAUCCCUAAAACGCAAGCGUCUUCCAACCUGUUAGCCUUGGUUCCUCGUGAAGGGCAACCCAGAGACAGGAGUGACCCGCGGGAGUGCGCCCACUGCCUCUCAGGGCACGGGAGUGAGAGGCCACGCUCUGAACAGCAGAACAAAGCAGAGUUUGGCAGGUCUGUCAGUACUGGGAAAUUAUCAGAUCAGCAAGUAAAGACACCUUCAGGUGGACACCGGGGCAGCACAGACAGUUUAAAUACUGAGCGGCCAAUGGAUGUAGCUCCUGCAGGAGCCUGUGGUGUUGUGCUGGCGCCUCCUACAGGGACAGCAGCAAGUUCUAGGGCUGUCCUCUUCACUGUAGGGUCCCCUCCACACAGUGCCACAGCCCCCACUUGUACCCACAUGGUCCUUCGGACAAGAACAACCUCAGUGGGGUCCAGCAGCUCGGGAGGCUCUCUGUGCUCUGCGAGUGGCCGUGUGUGUGUGGGCUCCCCACCUGGGCUGGGCGUGAGCUCUUCCCCUCCGGGAGCAGAGGCAGCUCCCAGCCUGAGAUUCGUGCCUUACGGUGCUUCACCCCCCAGCCUAGAGGGGCUCAUCACCUUUGAAGCCCCUGAACUGCCGGAGGAGACGCUGAUGGAGCGCGAACACACAGACACCUUGCGCCAUCUGAACGUGAUGCUGAUGUUCACCGACUGCGUGCUGGACCUGACGGCCAUCCGGGGAGGAAACCCUGAGCUGUGCACAUCUGCAGUGUCUUUGUACCAGAUUCAAGAGAGUGUGGUUGUAGACCAGAUCAGUCAGCUGAGCAAAGACUGGGGGAGGGUGGAGCAGCUGGUGUUGUACAUGAAGGCAGCACAGCUGCUGGCGGCUUCUCUGCAUCUUGCCAAAGCUCAGAUCAAGUCUGGGAAACUGAGCCCGUCCACAGCUGUGAAACAAGUUGUCAAAACUCUGAAUGAACGCUAUAAAUUCUGCAUCGCCGUGUGCAAGAAACUUACAGAAAAGCUGACGCGCUUCUUCUCUGACAAACAGAGGUUUAUUGAUGAAAUCAACAGUGUGACAGCAGAGAAGCUCAUCUAUAACUGUGCUGUAGAAAUGGUUCAGUCUGCAGCCCUGGAUGAGAUGUUUCAACAGACGGAAGACAUAGCGUAUCGCUAUCAUAAGGCAGCCCUUCUUUUGGAAGGCCUAACUAAGAUCCUACAGGACCCUGCAGAUAUUGAAAAUGUACAUAAAUAUAAAUCUAGUAUUGAAAGAAGACUGUCAGCACUCUGCUACAGCCCGGCGCCCAUGUGAUCAGCAGCAGGCUCGCCCUGUGGACCGGCGGGAGGAGUGUGAGGUGAAGCAUUGGGGGUGACAGCUGGGGCUCAGUCACCCAUCCCCAGGAAGCUGUAGUUUCUUAACUGGUGACUACCAAAGAACAAGCAGUGAUUUCAAAUGGAAAAACAAUCCAAAAACUACAUAUUUGUAGGAAAUCUGCCUUAUUGGAGAAGUCACCCCUUCCCUUUUCCUUUGUAGAAGCGGAAGAGUGGCCUACUUGGCUCCCAAUCUGAAUUUGAUAAAUAAAUGUACCUUAGAGCUAGAAUUAUCAGUACAGUUAUUCUUAAGAAUAAUUAAAAACACAACAAAGUGAGUGGCUCUUCACUCAGUUCACCAGAGCAAUGUGUGAAAUUUCAUGUGUUUGCUGAAGCAUAAAAGUAAAAAAGUCUGUAUCUCAUCCAGGCAGUUUGAUAUUUAGGAUAAGUUUGUCAAAUCUGAGCACACAUCUUCAAACAGCUCAGGAAGAAAUAACUGAAGAAGCAGCAAAAGAUGGCUCCCAGAAGAAAUUUUGAAGCCUUCAAUUUGAUCUAAUACGGACACAUAUUAAUCUUCCAUAAAAUCUUUCAUAUUGCACUAAUUUAUUAAAACAACUGUAUAUUGGAUUUUGCAAUUUAAAACUAACUGAGGCACAAUGGACUUGUUUAAAAUAUUUUACUUGAUUAUAUACAUAUAUCCUUUCCAGAAUUCACUUGUAAUCUGGAGCAAACUUUUAAAUGGUCAAAAACUUGUGUUCGUGUGAACCUUUGCAUUAUUUUCUACCUAUUCAUCUACACCUACAGAUUUCCUCAGUAAUAUUUUGAGUUGCUGGUGGUUUGCUUUGGGUUGCAUUUUUUUAUUGUGCAUGCAGAAUGUGCAUUGGUGCCUGUGACCUUAGGUUUAUUAAAGGCUAGGUUUAUUUGGGCAGUAUUAGAAAAAAGUAUCAUGAACCAAGAGGUACUCUUGAGAAUUUUAAUAGGGCCAAAACAAAGUUGGUGACCUAAAAGCUUGUUAAUAAUGUGGAGUUUCUACACAAAGUUAGUGAAAAAUAAGGUUUGUUUUCUGUUAGGAAAAUGGGCAGCUCUCUCCAGCGUGAUGUGUGUGUCUCCUGUUAAUUCUGACAAUUCACCAAAUAGCUAGUCACGCAGAAUGCGGGCAGGUGACCUGAUACCCCUCCAAGGCACGGUUCCUGUGUUGUAUGUAUAUUUCUGGGUUUCUUUUACUUACCUGCUUGAAUACUUGAAUAAACCCUUCACCAAUUUUAAUCUUUUUAUUUUAAUCCUUUCACAUAAAAUAAUCUGAACUCUCCAACGAAUUACACAGAAGCUCUUUGGCACUAAUCUAAUUUUAGUGUACUGAUAAAAAUAAGCAGAAAAAAACAUGGUUUUCCUUUGACAAAGUAAUGUAAUUUUUACCUUAUUUAUCUGUAUGAAAUUCCAGCGGUUAAUUUGAACAUUUAUUUACAUGAUGUUUAUAUUUUUAGUCUUUAAUACAGUGUUUCUACCUCUCAUUUGUAACUGCACGCGUUAUUCAUGAAACUUGGUAAAACUCCCAGAAUUGUUAUGUAAUAGCCUUUUUAUUAUUACCUGUACAAAUACAUAUUAAGUAAAAUAAAACUGACCAAGUGUUUCUAGGGUUGGAUCCAUAUGAAGGGGCUUGUCAACCAGACCCUUCUCAGUGGGUUCAGAGGCUGGAUCCUUCACGUCCUCUGUCCUGCCCCUUGCUGUUCGUGAUACUGUCUUUUGUGUAAUUUUUUGAGUGUACAGUGCAGUUUCAUUCACGUUCUCUCGGUUAGCACCUUGUUGUCUCAGUUGUAGGUUUCUUCUGUCCUCUGCUCUCCUGCUCCCACCUUUUAUUUACAUAGGAUGAAACAGGUUCAGAGAGGGUUUGAGUGACCGGUCUGAAGUCAGGACCUAGGCAAGUGGCCAGGCCAUGCGAAGCCAUGGACGGUGUGUGUGACGCAGUAAAGUCGUGAUGGCAGAGAAGAACAAACUGUAAAUUCAUGAGUAAUGGUUCUGAUUAUACUUCCAUUAUCAAGGCUCGUUGUUUUAAGAGAUUUUGCCUUGAUUAUAGCAAUAAUAAACAAAUGCUUUAUGUUUCUGUGAGUAUUUUUUAAUUUCAUAUUGUGUAUUUCAUAAAGUAGAAAUGAACUAGUUCACAUGUUCACAGGUAGACACCUGCAUUCAAGCCAUAAUCUGGAAAUUACUGACCCUGCAAACAUAAAUAGAAGAAUAAUUAGUGGAUUUGCUAGUUCUCUGGCUGUUUCUCCUGUAAGGAUCUGCUGCAGCUGCACCCUGCCUGCGCUUCCCUCCUCCCUUCCCUCCUCAUUUUCAGAGCCUGUGAGAAUACUUCCUUUGAGGGAUGAGCCAAAAUGAUAUUUUCUUCACCUGAAUCAGAGGAAACCACAUCAGAAACGAUCCACCUAGAAAAGCACUGCAAGCAGGAAAACCACGACAGUCGUCCCUGAAAAUCACACCAUGUGCUCAAGAGGUGAAGCCAAAACUGCUAAAGGAUCGGUGGAAAUUUGAUGAUCGGCUACACAGGAGAAAGCAGUGGGGGCCGAGAUCCUGCCGCCAGCGUGAGCCAGUGCAGGGCAGGGCAGUGGAGGGCUGUGCAGAGACACAGCCACAGGCAAGGGCCCGGCCCCAUGUGGCCCCUGGCCUGUGUGGUCCUGAGUGAGGCUACGUCUGCUGCCCUGUGCAUGGAAUUAGUCCAUGGGACUUCCCCCUUUCAUAGACUCCCUCUCGGCCUGGUUUUUAGUAUGUUGUAAGCAUUGUUUUUGUCAUCAUAGGUGUCCUCUUCUAAAGCUCUGCCGGGCAUCUCCUGGAGCGGGUCUGGAGCAGCAGAGGCUAUAAUGGUGAUUAAGUGCUGGGUACCAGGAGGGCCACAAGCUCAGCUGCCCCCUGCCCUUGGCUGAGGUCUCCACACACUCAAGGUGCAGUGUCCCCUCCCUGGGACCAUCCUGCUCUUGGACAGUUUGUCUCUAUCAUUAGGAAAUGUGGCUUGAACUUGUUUUUUAAAAACUGUGUUCUAUACCCCUUUUGAGGUUUCUGCAGCUAAAUUUGGCAGUGUAGCUUGGCCUCACUCUCACACUGUAGCUCCACCAUGCAGAGCUGUGUCCUCAGGCACCUCUUCCUAUCUGUCAGACAGGAGAAGAGUGUACAUCUCAGAGUGGGGCUGAGAAGUAAGUAAGUUAGCAGUUAGAGGAUGUGAAAUUGCUUGAACAACACUGGCAGAUGUUGUGGGUGGUCACUCUGCAGCUCCUUGCCAGUCUUUUAUUGUGGGAGGAGGUGAAGAAGAAUUUGUGUUUGUGUGGAGCGAGGCUGGGAUUUAGGGCUUUAUGGAACCACAUGUGCUGUGGCUGGACAGCUUCUGAAAGAACAUGUUCCUUGCAUAAAUGUCAUUUUCCCCAAGUUACCCAUGAGGUACCCUGGCUUUGCUUUAAAUUGCCCUUGUAGGGAGGCACCUGUGGCUCAGUGAAGAGGGUGCCGGCUCAAUAUACCGAGGGUGGCAGGUUCAAACCCGGCUCUGGCCAAACUGCAACAAAAAAUAGCUGGGCAUUGUGGCGGGCGCCUAUAGUCCCAGCUACUCAGGGGGCUGAGGCAAGAGAAUCGCCUAAGCCCAAGAGCUGGAGGUUGCUGUGAGCUGUUACGCCACAGCACUCUACCGAGGAUGACAGAGUGAGACUCUGUCUCUAGAAAAAUAAAAAUAAA
Nycticebus coucang (slow loris) is the source of this 7359-nucleotide messenger RNA. It is a transcript of the gene ULK2, whose product is annotated as unc-51 like autophagy activating kinase 2. Gene Ontology annotation, cellular component: autophagosome; cytoplasm. NCBI's taxonomy places the organism in Eukaryota, Metazoa, Chordata, Mammalia, Primates, Lorisidae. Gene Ontology annotation, molecular function: ATP binding; protein serine/threonine kinase activity. Gene Ontology annotation, biological process: autophagy; protein autophosphorylation; peptidyl-serine phosphorylation. The record is from RefSeq and is a predicted model, not a curated record. The coding region runs from base 800 to 3646 and encodes 948 amino acids. The transcript has 27 exons.